UGCCCCGGCAUGGAGGAGAAGUACAGCGGGCAGGCCUUGGCCGGCGGCGGCGUGCUGGGGCCCGUCGAUGUGCCCACCGCCCGGCUGACGCGGUACAUCGUGCUGCUGUGCUUCACCAAGUUUUUGAAAGCCGUGGGGCUGUUUGAAUCCUACGAUCUUCUGAAAGCGGUCCACCUCGUGCAGUUUAUCUUUAUAGUGCAGCUGGGGUCUGCAUUUUUUAUGGUUUUGUUUCAAAAACCAUUUUCUUCUGGAAAAGUGGUAACCAAGCAUCAGUGGAUCAAAAUUUUUAAGCAUGCUGUUGUGGGAUCUAUCAUUUCACUCUUGUGGUUUUUUGGCCUUACUCUUUGUGGACCACUGAGGACAUUGUUGCUGUUUGAGCACAGUGAUGUGGUUGUGCUAUCACUCCUUAGUGUCUUGUUCACGAGCUCAGGUGGAGGACCAGCAAAGACAAGAGGUGCUGCAUUUUUCAUCACAGCUGUCAUCUGCUUACUGCUUUUUGACAAUGACGACCUCAUGGCUAAGAUAGCAGAACAUCCUGAGGGGCAUCAUGACAGUGCUCUUACCCAUGUUCUGUAUACAAUCAUUGCUUUCCUAGGUGUUGCAGAUCACAAGGGAGGAGUACUGCUUCUGGUACUGGCAUUGUGCUGUAAGGUUGGUUUUCACAUGGCUUCCCGAAAACUAUCUGUAGAUGUAGGUGGAGCCAAGCGUCUUCAAGCUUUGUCUCAUCUUGUUUCCGUCCUUCUGUUGUGCCCCUGGGUCAUUGUCCUUUCUCUGACAACAGAGAGUAAAGUAGAGUCUUGGUCUUCUCUCAUCAUGCCUUUCAUAACAGUCAUCUUUUUUGUUGUGAUCCUGGAUUUCUACGUGGAGUCCAUAUGCUCUGUCAAGAUGGAAGCUUCCACGUGUGCUCGAUAUGGAUCCUUUCUUAUUUUCAUUAGUGCACUGCUUUUUGGCAACUUUUGGACACAUCCAAUAACAGACCAGCUUCGAGCUAUGAAUAAGCCACCACACCAUGAAAGCACAGAGCAUGUUCUUUCUGGAGGUGUGGUAGUGAGUGCUGUCUUCUUCAUUUUAUCUGCCAAUAUCCUGUCCUCCCCCUCCAGGAAAGGGCAGAAGGGUACCCUUAUUGGCUAUUCCCCUGAAGGCACUCCUCUCUAUAACUUCAUGGGUGAUGCAUUACAGCAGAGCUCUCAGUCAUUACCCCGGUUUAUUAAGGAGUCACUGAAAGAAAUCCUUGAGGAGUAUGAUUCUAGGCAGAUCUUCUAUUUCUUGUGCCUAAAUCUGGCUUCCACUUUUGUGGAGCUUUUUUAUGGAGUAUGGACCAAUAGCCUUGGUCUCAUUUCUGAUGGAUUUCACAUGCUUUUUGAUUGUUCUGCCUUAGUGAUGGGGCUUUUUGCAGCUCUGAUGACAAGAUGGAAAGCAACUCGCAUAUUUUCCUAUGGGUAUGGACGUGUAGAAAUUCUCUCUGGAUUUAUUAAUGGCCUCUUUCUGAUGGUAACUGCUUUCUUUGUCUUCAUGGAAUCGGUGGCCAGACUGGUGGAUCCUCCAGACAUCGAUACAAAUAUGCUAACUCCAGUCUCUGUUGGAGGGCUGAUCGUAAACCUUGUUGGUAUCUGUGCCUUUAGCCACGCGCACUCCCAUGGGGUUUCUCGGGGAGGUUGUCACUCACACGAUCACAGCCAUUCUCACCACGGGCACAGCCACGGCCAUGGGCACAGUCAUGGACAUUCCCACGGGACUUCUGGAGGAGGCAUGAAUACCAACAUGAGAGGUGUGUUUCUGCAUGUGUUAGCAGACACUCUUGGCAGUGUUGGUGUUACCGUAUCAACGAUAUUUAUUCAGCAAUUUGGAUGGCUCAUAGCUGAUCCACUCUGCUCUCUUUUUAUUGCUACAUUGAUUUUUCUUAGUGUUAUCCCACUAUUGAAAGAUGCCUGUCAAGUGCUUUUGUUGAGGAUACCUCCAGAACAGGAGAAACAUCUGCAUGCAGCUUUAGAAAAGAUUCAAAAAAUAGAAGGAGUCAUAUCUAGAGAUCCUCAUUUUUGGUGUCACUCUGCAAGUGUUGUGGCAGGUACAAUACAUGUGCAAGUGGUAUCAGAUGUGAUGGAACAGAGAAUUGUACAGCAGGUUACAGCAAUUCUGAAAGAUGCUGGCGUAAACAACCUAACUGUCCAAGUGGAGAAGGAAGCUUAUUUUCAACACAUGUCUGGACUCAGUACAGGAUUUCAGGAUGUCCUUGCAAUGACUCAGCAACUAGAAUCCAUGAAAUACUACAAAGAUGGUACUUAUAUCAUGUGAUAGAAAGUUAUGUUCACCAAAGGAGGUGCAAACGGUGAAGCUGUAGGAUUCCAUACUCGUAUUUUUGACAGGAGAUCUUGCACAUACAUGUACAGAAACAAAUGUACUAUAUAUUUGAAUUUUUUUAAGCACUAUAUUAAAAUAGGAUCAAGGUGCUUUUAUAAAGGAAAUAAGGACUUGAAUAUUUGCUGUAUAUGUGAAAAUAAUGGAAAUCUGUACUUGGUGUUUAUUAAACAGAAGUCUGGAUAUGUUCCAUGCUUAAUCUUUUACGAAUGGAACAUCAUGAUUAUAAUUUCAUGUUAGCAGUGGGAAAUGGAAAUAGUUUAUAUUGGAAUGCAAACGUAAUUGUUGUGGUUUAAGCCCAGCCAGCAAGAAGGCACCACACAGCUGCUCGCUCACUCCCCCCCCUCCCAGUGGGAUGGGGAGGAGAAUUGGGGACAAAAAAGUAAAACUAGUGGGUCGAGAUAAGAACUAUUUAAUAACUAAAGUAAAAUAAAAUAUCAUAAAAACAAUAAUAAUUAAUAAUAAUAAUUGUAAUGAAAAGGAAUAUUAACAAAAAAAAGGGGGGGGGGACACAAGAAAAGACAAGCGAUGCACAGUGCAAUUGCUCACCCCCUGCUGACCAAUGCCUGAGCAGUGAUUGGCCCCUCCCGGCCAACUCCCCCCAGUUCAUAUAGAGAGCAUGACGUUCUAUGGUAUGGAAUAUCUCUCUGGCUAGUUCAGGUCAGCUGUCCUUGCCAUGCUCCCUCAGCAGAGCAUGAGAAACUGAAAAAAUCCUUAACUUAGGAUAAGCGCUACUUAACAACAACUAAAACAUCAGUUUGUUAUCAACAUUAUUCUCGCACUAAAUCCAAAACACACUGUACCAGCUACUGAGAAGAAAAUAACUUUGACCUAGCUGAAAUCAGGACAAUAAUCAAUUGAAAAAUAUUUUUCUUUCUUUCAAAUGUAGCUUGAAGACUUCUUGAAUGAAAAAUAAUUACAUGCUUAUUACAGGGAGUAAAAAACAACAUGAAGUCAUGUUUUUUGCACACUUUGUUAGAUAAUAGAAAUAAACAGUUUUUAUAUUA
Harpia harpyja (harpy eagle) is the source of this 3362-nucleotide messenger RNA. Its product is annotated as zinc transporter 5-like. Gene Ontology annotation, biological process: intracellular zinc ion homeostasis; zinc ion transport; transmembrane transport. The record is from RefSeq and is a predicted model, not a curated record. NCBI's taxonomy places the organism in Eukaryota, Metazoa, Chordata, Aves, Accipitriformes, Accipitridae. Gene Ontology annotation, molecular function: zinc ion transmembrane transporter activity. Gene Ontology annotation, cellular component: membrane; Golgi apparatus.